AUAGAUUCCUUUUGCAAUAAAAAUGACACCAGGUGCCUCUCAAAUUCUUGCCAAAAUAAUUCUACCUGCAAGGAUUUUUCGAAAGACGACAACUGCCAUUGUUCAGACAUAGCCAACAAUUUGGACAAAGACUGUAACAAUGGAAAAAAUCCUUGCUUCUCCAAUCCCUGUCAAGGAAAUGCCACUUGUGUGAACACCCCCGGAGAAAGGAGCUUUCUGUGCAAAUGUCCUCCUGGACAUAGUGGGCCGACCUGUGAAACUACCGUUAGCUCCUGUGGUAUGAACUUCUGCCAACAUGGAGGUGUUUGCCAUCAGAACCCUGUUCACCCCAUGUGCAUCUGCCCUGCUGGAUACGCCGGAAGAUUCUGUGAGAUCGAUCAUGAUGAGUGCGCUUCCAGCCCUUGCCACAAUGGGGCCAUGUGCCAGGAUGGAGUCGAUGGCUAUUCCUGCUUCUGUGUCCCAGGAUAUCAAGGCAGGCACUGUGACUUGGAAGUGGAUGAAUGCGUUUCAGAUCCCUGCAAGAACGAGGCCACCUGCCUCAAUGAGAUAGGACGAUACACUUGCAUCUGUCCUCGUGAUUAUUCCGGUGUAAACUGUGAAUUGGAAGUUGACGAAUGUUGGUCCCAGCCCUUUCUACACGGGGCAACUUGUCAGGAUUCUCUGGGAGCUUAUUUCUGUGACUGUGCCCCUGGAUUCCUAGGGGAUCACUGUGAACUCAGCGUCGAUGAGUGUGCCAGUCAGCCUUGUCUCCACGGAGGGCUAUGCGUCGAUGGAGGAAACGGAUAUAGCUGUAACUGCACAGGUAGCGGAUUCACAGGAACACACUGUGAGACCUUGAUGCCUCUUUGCUGGUCAAAACCUUGUCACAAUAAUGCUACGUGUGAGGACAGUAUUGACAAUUACACUUGUAACUGCUGGCCAGGAUACACAGGGGCCCAGUGUGAGACUGACAUCAAUGAAUGCAGCAGUAACCCCUGCUGGUCUGAUGGCGAAUGUGUGGAGCUGUCCUCAGAGAAACAGUAUGGACACAUUGCUGGGCUGCCUUCCUCAUUCAGCUACCAGGAAGCCUCAGGUUAUGUCUGUAUCUGUCAGCAUGGAUUCACAGGAAUCCACUGUGAAGAAGACAUCAAUGAAUGUUUUUCAAACCCUUGCAAAAAUGGCGGUACUUGCGAGAACUUGCCUGGGAAGUAUACUUGCCAUUGCCCGUUUGAUAACCUUUCUAGAACAUUCUAUGGAGGAGUGGACUGUUCUGAUAUUCUCCUGGGCUGUACCCAUCACCAAUGUCUAAAUAAUGGAACAUGCAUCCCUUACUUGCAAAAUGGCCAGCAUGGAUUCAGCUGCUUAUGUCCACCUGGUUACACUGGAUCACUGUGUGAAAUUGUCACCACACUUUCAUUUGAGGGCAAUGGCUUCCUGUGGGACACAAGUGGCUCAGUUACAACCAAGCGCUCAGUUUGUAACAUAGCCCUCAGGUUUCAGACUAUUCAGCCAAUGGCACUUCUACUUUUCCGAGGCAACAGGGACAUGUCUGUAAAGCUGGAGUUGCUAAGUGGCUGUGUUCACUUAACCGUUCAAGUCAAUAAUCAGUCAAAGGUGCUUCUGUACAUUUCCCACAACACCAGUGAUGGAGAGUGGCAUUCGGUGGAGGUAAUAUUUGCAGAGUCUGUGACCCUUAACUUAAUCGAUGCCUCUUGUAAAGAGCAAUGCAUUGCUAAGGCUCCUUCUCCAUUUGGAAGCGAUCAAUCGCUAUGUGCUUUUCAGAACUCCUUUUUGGGUGGCUUACCAGUGGGACCCACCAGCAACAGUGUUGCUCUGCUUAACGUCUAUAAUAUACCAUCCACACCUUCAUUUGUGGGCUGUCUCCAAGAUAUUAAAAUUGAUUUGAAUCACAUUACCCUGGAGGACAUUUCAUCUGGCUCGUCAUUAAACGUCAAGGCAGGUUGUGUGAGAAAGGAUUGGUGUGAAAGCCAACCUUGUCAAAACAGAGGACGCUGCAUCAACUUGUGGCUGAGCUAUGAGUGUGACUGCUACAGACCCUACAAAGGCCCGAACUGUCUGAGAGAGUAUGUGGCCGGCAGAUUUGGCCAGGAUGACUCCACGGGAUAUGCUGUGUUUAAUCUCAAUGGGAGUUAUGCAGAGAACGUCAGCCUCUCCAUGUUUGUCCGAACACAUCGACCAUCAGCCUUCCUCCUGGCUUUGGAGAACAGCACGUAUCAGCACCUCCGCGUCUGGCUAGAGCACGGCAGGCUAGCAAUGCAGACUCCACGCUCUCCCAAAGUAGUGGGCAAAUUUGUUCUUAGUGAUGGAAAUGUCCACUUGAUAUCUUUGAAAUUCAGAUCAAACAAAAUCGAACUGUAUCAGUCUUCACAAAACCUAGGAUUUAUUUCUGUUCCCACGUGGAAGAUCCAAAGAGGAGAUGUCGUCUAUGUUGGAGGCCUGCCUGAGAGGCAGGAGACUGAAGUUCAUGGUGGGUUCUUCAAAGGCUGUAUCCAAGAUAUAAGAUUAAACAACCAGAAUCUGGAUUUCUUCCCAAAUUCGGCAAACAACGUAUCCUACAAUCCAAUCCUUGUCAAUGUGACCCAAGGCUGUCCUGGAGACGACAUCUGCAAGUGCAGCCCCUGUCACAAUGGGGGUGUUUGCUAUUCCCUGUGGGAUGACUUCUCCUGUUCCUGCCCUGCAAACACAGCUGGGAAAGCCUGUGAGGAAGUUCAGUGGUGUGAACUCAGCCCGUGUCCUCCUGGAACCCAGUGCCAGCUGGUGCCUCAAGGAUUUGAAUGUACUGCAAAUGCUGUUUUCAGUGGACAAAGCAGUGAAAUAUUAUUCAGAAGCAAUGGCAAUAUUACCAGAGAUCUCACCAAUAUCACAUUUGGUUUCAGAACAAGGGAUACAAAUGUGAUAAUAUUACAUGCAGUAAAAGAGCCCGCUUUUGUUAAUAUUAGCAUUCAAGAUUCCAGAUUAUUCUUUCAAUUGCAAAGUGGCAACAGUUUUUCUGUGCUGAGUCUGACAAGCUUGCAGUCAGUGAAUGAUGGCACAUGGCACCAAGUGACUCUUUCCAUGACAGACCCACUAGCCCAGGCCUCCAGAUGGCAAAUGGGAGUGGACAACCAAACACCUUUGGUGACCAGCGCAAUUGCUACUGGAAGCCUCAACUUUUUGAAGGAUAAUACAGACAUUUAUGUGGGUGACCGAGCUAUUGACAAUAUGAAGGGUCUGCAAGGGUGUCUAAGUACAAUAGAAAUUGGAGGUAUUUACCUCUCUUACUUCGAAAAUGUUCGUGGUUUUACUAAUAAACCUCAGGAAGAGCAGUUUCUCAAAAUCUCUUCAAAUUCAGUGGUUCCUGGCUGUUUGCAGUUAAAUGCCUGCAACUCCAACCCCUGUUUGCAUGGAGGAAAUUGUGACGACAUCUACAGCUCUUAUCACUGCUCCUGUCCCUUGGGAUGGUCCGGGACACACUGUGAAUUCAAUAUUGAUGAAUGCUUUUCAAACCCCUGUAUCCAUGGCAACUGCUCUGACAGAGUUGCAGCCUACCACUGCAGAUGUGAGCCUGGAUACACUGGUGUGAACUGUGAAGUGUUUAUAGACAAUUGCCAGAGUCACCAGUGUGCAAAUGGGGCCACUUGCAUUAGUGACACUCAUGGCUAUUCUUGCCUCUGUUUUGGAAAUUUUACAGGGAAAUUUUGCAGACACAGCAGAUUACCCUCAACAGUCUGUGGGGAUGAGAAGACAAAUCUCACUUGCUACAACGGAGGCAACUGCACAGAGUUCCAGGAUGAAUUAAAAUGCAUGUGCCAGCCAGGUUUUACUGGAGAACGGUGUGAAAAGGACAUUGAUGAAUGUGCCUCUGACCCGUGCUUCCACGGAGGCCUGUGCCAGGACUUGGUCAACAAAUUCCAGUGCCUCUGUGAUGUCGCCUUUGCUGGCGAGCGCUGCGAGGUGGACUUGGCAGAUGACUUGAUCUCGGAGAUUUUCACCGCCAUUGGCUCAGUGACAUUAGUCUUGUUAUUGAUCCUCUUACUGGCCGUUGUUGCUUCCGUUGUCACCUCCAACAAAAGGGCCACUCAGGGAACCUACAGGCCGAGCCGUCAGGAAAAGGAGGGCUCUCGCGUGGAAAUGUGGAGCACGGUGGCGCCCCCUGCGAUGGAGAGGCUGGUGUAG
Messenger RNA from Cynocephalus volans (Philippine flying lemur), 4155 nucleotides. It is a transcript of the gene CRB1, whose product is annotated as crumbs cell polarity complex component 1. The transcript is spliced from 11 exons. The annotation marks the transcript as partial. The record is from RefSeq and is a predicted model, not a curated record. Gene Ontology annotation, molecular function: calcium ion binding. NCBI's taxonomy places the organism in Eukaryota, Metazoa, Chordata, Mammalia, Dermoptera, Cynocephalidae.